This is a messenger RNA of Diceros bicornis minor, 3278 nucleotides long. RefSeq names its product proline rich 11 (gene PRR11). The record is from RefSeq and is a predicted model, not a curated record. Bases 2020 to 3123 code for a protein of 367 amino acids. The transcript is spliced from 10 exons. Lineage: Eukaryota; Metazoa; Chordata; Mammalia; Perissodactyla; Rhinocerotidae. Gene Ontology annotation, cellular component: nucleus; cytoplasm.
AUAAUUUAAUUUUAAUGGUGGACAUGUUUAACAAAUGACUCACAGACUUCUUGAAAAUGUAAGACUUGGUGCCAACCCCAGCACACAUAGGAGUGGAGAUAAAGGUACAGUCAAUCCACUAAGUUUAACCAAAAUGUCCAGCUCCUUUCUAAAGUCUAUUUUCAUAACUUAGAGAUUGGUGGCUACAAGAAAAAGAGGCAGGAGGCUGGUUCUCUGUGUCAGUUUGAUCUCUAAAAAAAGAUAUCAAGGGGAGAGAGGGAACAGAAGCCAGGAGGGCUGGGAAGCGGCAGAUGGAAGAUUAGGAAGGAGAGGUUACCAUGGAAGUCUCAGAUUUAGGAAUCCCAACCAGUGAACUUUGGGCCUUGGGUAGAGGUUUCCAGUGACAUUUCUCCAUAGGAGGUUGUAGGCGUGGAUUUGAUGAGGUUUAACAUUUUUUUCAGGCAACCACAAGAUUGCUGCUUCCUCUGAGGCUUUCCUAAACAUCUUCAUUCAGAGUAUUUUUGUUCUGUGUUAAGUUUUUUUUAAAAAAUCAAUCAAUCCUUUAAACAUCCCUUGUGUUUAAUAAUCCAUGCAUGGCCUUCCUUCAUUAUUGCAGCAGGAAGAAAAGGUGACAUAAUAGAGUUGAAGUCAACUAUUUUUUGAUGUGUCUCCCAAGCUUCUAAGAACAAUUAAGAAAAAUGCUCUGUUAAUUUGAGACCUGGCAAUUAGUUCAAUAAGAUCCCAUCAAGAACCUUUACUUCUAGGAGGGCUGAUAAUAUAUGCACUGUCACCCAUUGCCAUUAGGGGUGCCCUCUGCAAGUCCAGAGCUUUUGAAACUAAGCCACUUCUGAGUUUUCACAACCCGCAGCGGGGUGGGGGGAGGUUCUUCAGCCAGUGGAAUCUGAUUGCUGAGCAAGCCUAGAGCUGCAUACCAAGUGCUAGAAGGUUACUGGGUGAACAAAAGUGGAAUGAAUGUGUAUUUUAAAGGCCAAUUGUUCCUAUUCAAAUGUAAGUUUGAAGGGAAGGAGGCCUAGCCCUUGAGACCAUUUUUAGUUCUGCUACUUGAAUACCAACAUCUUUGUUCCUCAGGUAGCAACAGCUAAAACCAGCAAAGCACUUCUUCACAUUAAACUAGCUCAGACUUAAUUUUCUUCAGAAAAUAUAUGGAUUAAAAUCUAAAUAUACUAGAUAGUGCUUAGAAAUGCUUUAAAUAAAUGUUUUGAAACACAUCUUAGAUUUGGGGUAAUUGUUAUUACAUUGUGUAUCACCUAUUUAAUCUAUUGCACCACAGUGUAUUAGAAAGAACAUGGUCUUUGGAGACUUACAGAUCAGGACUUAAUACCUUAUUUCACUACAUUGGGCAAAUCAUCUAAUCUUUCUAAGCCUUGGUUUAUUCUUAUGUAAAAAUGAGAAUAAAAAAUUCUUCCUCAGGGAUAAUAUCUUGCAGGAUAGUGAGGAGUCAUUGAGAAAAUGUAUGUGAAGGUGCCUAAAAGUAAGUGGACAUUCUAUAAUGGUUAAUUGUCCAUUACCAACUCUACCUAUUACAGUGGAUGUUACGGUAAGCGUUACUGGCAAAGAAACUUACUUCCUUUUAAUAACUGACUAUAAUCCAGUUAUAUCCAUUUUCUCUGUUAUAAAGAAAGGGAAAUUCACUUGACUUAAUGAAGAAAAACAAGAUAAGCAAAACAAAAUUAGAGAUUAAUGUAAUGCCAAAGCCAAGGUUUCUCGAGAGAUAGUUUAAAUCUGGGUUUAAAUUUUUCUCCCUUUCAGGGGCCGGCCCUGUGGCAUAGUGGUUAGGUUCAUGCGCUCUGCUCUGGAGGCCCAGGGUUCACAGGUUCGAAUCCCGGUCACGGACUGACACACUGCUCAUCAAGCCAUGCUGUGGCAGCGUCCCAUAUGCAAAGUGGAGGAAGAUGGGCACAGAUAUUAGCUCAGGGCCCAUCUUCCUCACCAUAAAAAAAAAUUUUUCUCCCUUUUAGAGAACUUCUGGAAUGCUAGUAGUGACCUAUUUCCUACCAAGAUGGUAGUUACAGGGAAAUCAUGCCCAAGUUCAAGCAACGAAGAAGAAAACUAAAAGCCAAAGCAAAAAGAUUAUUCAAAAAAAAAGAAGGCUGUCACUUUCAGUCCAAGCUAAUUACACCUCCCCCUCCACCACCACCCUCGCCAGAAAGAGUGGUUAUUCCUUCAACAGAUAGACCCCUUAGCAGAAGCUGGCUAAGAUCAUCCUGGAACUUCAAAUUUCCCAAUAUCAAAGAUGCAGUAAAACUUUGGACAAAUAGAGUGUGGUCUGUAUACAGCUGGUGCCAGAGGUGCAUUACCCAGAGUUUAGAAGUAUUGAAAGACACCAUUUUGCCAUCCCGUUUCUGCCGCCGAGAACUUCACAGUCUAAAAGAACGGUUUUGCAUUUUGGAAAGUGAAUUAUGCAAGCUCCAGGAAGCACUGAAGACUGUCUCAGAAAAUUCUUCCUGUCGAAGCUGUGGUCAAACAUGUCACAUGAGUGGUAAACUCACAGAUGUGCCUGCAUGUGCUGUAACCACCCCUGGAGAAUCCGGAGCUGCACUUCCUCCCACACUGCCACAGCCAGUCAGCCAUCUUCCUCCUCCUCCACCUCUGCCUCCACCACCUCCACCGCCUCCUCUGCCUCUACCUCCACCACCACCUAUAGCACCUUUAAUGCUCAGAAAAUCCAAUCUCGCUAAAGCUCUUCAGGCUGGACCAUUAAAAAAAGAUGGACCUAUGCAGAUAACAGUUAAAGAUCUAAUGACUGUGAAAUUAAAGAAGACACAGAGUUUUGAUGAAAAGAAGAAGCUUGUACCAUCACCAAAGGCACGGAAUCCACUAGUUACUGUCUCUGACCUGAAGCAUGUUACCCUGAAACCCAGCUCCAAAGUGUUAACUCAAGUUACAAAUGUCUUCAUUACUCCUGGUAAGAGCCAGAUAGAUCUACGGAAACUACUUAGAAAAGUCAAUGUAGAGAGGAGUCCAGGUGGAACCCCACUUACCAAUAAAGAAAAUAUGGAAACAGGAACUGGGCUGACCCCAGUAAUGACCCGAGCUUUGAGGAGAAAAUUUCAGCUGGCUCACCCUAGAAGCCCAACUCAAACUCUACCGCUUCCUACAAGCAGCUUUGAUGAACAAAACUGAUGCCAACUCUGUCAGACUCCACGUGAUAAUCCACAAAAUAUACAGAUAAAAUCACUCCAAUUGUCUCUUUUUUUUAAUAUAGUAGGGUAUGUAUAAGUAAUUAUUCUAAUACAUAAUUCCAUUUGGAGAAUUAAAGUAUGUAUGGAGCCCAUUCA